GAAGCUUUGGCCUCUCCUGCGCGCGCACCUCCUGCAGGAAGGCACAGCAGUAUAUAUACGUCCAACACCUGAAGCUGAGAUUCACUUGUACCAGACAUCAUCAACUAAUGGAGUGGCGUGCCCUUAUAAUCCUGGUGGUGUUGGCCGUCCACGUCGGCGCUGAUAUACGUCCUGGCCAAGACGGUCACGGAAUCCGUCAAUAUGGUACAGGUGGCGGCUUCAACGGCGGUGGAAUACGUGAUCUGGGGCCAGGUGGAGGCUUCAACGGCGGUGGAAUCCGUGACCUAGGCACAGGUGGAGGCUUCAAUGGCGGUGGAAUCCGUCAAUAUGGUACAGAUGGAGGCUUCAACGGCGGUGGAAUCCCUGACCUAGGACCAGGUGGAGGCUUCAACGGUGGUGGAAUCCGUGACCUAGGUGCAGGUGGAGGCUUCAACGGUGGUGGAAUCCGUCAGUAUGGUUAGAACAUGUACAGGUGGAGGACCUGCCUGCUGGAGGACUGCUGCCGACGACGUGAAGCUCUCGGCCAUGAGACAACUUAAGAUCACGACAUAACCUUAUCAUCACACCACGUCGUCUUCAAUAAUAACAAAUUUUACUUCAACUGUUUGAAUGUAAUUUUUACCUCACAUGAAUUGAUAAAAUAUGUAAGGAUUUUUACUUAAUAACUGAAAUAAAUUAUAUAAUUUAUUCUGUCAUUUUAUUGAUCUUAAUUUUAUUGUCUAUAAAUAAAUGUCAAAAAAUGAUCUAUGUGCAGGAAAUGUUUGAUGCAAUAAAUGCUGAUAAGAAA
Messenger RNA from Homarus americanus (American lobster), 787 nucleotides. Its product is annotated as acanthoscurrin-1-like. Bases 108 to 461 code for a protein of 117 amino acids. The record is from RefSeq and is a predicted model, not a curated record. The transcript is spliced from 4 exons. Lineage: Eukaryota; Metazoa; Arthropoda; Malacostraca; Decapoda; Nephropidae.